GAGUCUUCGAAGCCUUAUUUGAUGCCGACCUGCGGUUUGUGCAGAGUGCGGCUGCAGCUUCCUUCGACUGGCAGCAGGUGAGCCAGCAGCAUGGCACCCCGCUGCAGGCCAUCGUUGCCGGCGCCAUCUUUGAUUUUGAUGAACCAGAGAGGAGAUUCGCGCAGCGAUUGGAGCUCUUGUCUUGGUGCGUAGGGCGAGGUGCUGAUCCAGAUCAGCAUGCAACGGAGAAGGCUGUUGGGAGGGUGUCAGUGGACGGUGCUGAGCUGAUACUGGCUGGGACGUCCGCUCAAUCCCUCAUACGCACAGUCUACUGCUUAUGCCAGCAAGACCUGAUCUCCGACAUGGACCCACAGUCCAUGCUGGUGUCCAGGCUGAAGACCAUGCAAAAGAGGAUGGCUGCUGCGGAGCGGCCAACAUGCCAUUCUGUGGUCGAUUCUGUCAUGAGCCACAUGUGGGAAGAGAUGUGUCGGGAGCCAGAUUUCGCUGACGUGGCUGUCCUGUCGCAGCCUGUGGGUCCUCUCGGGCUGCGCUGCCUCUUCCGAGCACACUCAGUGUUGCUUUGCCAUGCUUCGCCAGUCUUCAACGUGAUGUUGAAGCCAAACCACCAGGCAUGGCGAGAGAGUGACAAUCAUUGCAUCACCUUAGAUGAGUCGCCAGCGGCGGUCGAAGUCUUCUUAUCCAUGUUAUACAGCGGCUGCUUCCCGCACGCUGAUUGUGAUUGCGACGUCCUGAUCACAGUUGCCGAAAUGGCAGACAAGUACCAGGUGGACAAAAUUCUCCCAGGGCUUGCGGCCCAGAUCCGGCGCAGGAUCUCUGUUGAUAACUUUGCGAUGAUUUGUGCGUAUGCACAGAAGUACAGCUGUCUCACGCUCCUGAGUGACUGCGAGUCGUUUGUGCGUGAGAAGGCCCGGCUGGGUGAGAUACGACCAGACAUCCGGUGGCCCAACGCCACGAAUCAAACCAUGGAUUUUAUCGAAGAGACGCUGAACUUGUACGCAUUAGCCAUGAAGAGCCGUACUUUGUGA
Molecule: messenger RNA, 1025 nt
Organism: Symbiodinium pilosum
Lineage: Eukaryota; Dinophyceae; Suessiales; Symbiodiniaceae
Source: the annotation of a GenBank genome assembly